AUGGCUUCUGCGCAGCGAAGAAGCGCGGCGGCGAAGCGCAUCGAAGAGCUCGCUUCGGAACCGACGACGGCGAAGGCUUUAGCGAAACUGAUUUAUUACAGCGCGGCGAUGAUUGUGACGCCGUUGGUGACGUAUAACCUGUCCAUGACGAGGUUUGUUCCGUAUUUGUACGAGAAGUACGGCACGGAGUUUCUCGAGAACCCGACGACGUGUAGCGGGUUGUUCGCUAUAUUGAGCGUGCAAGUUGUGUUGGUGAUGUACGUGAUUUCCGCGUUGAGAGAAGAUGGUUCGUCACCGGCGAUGAAAAGAGAGUAG
This is a messenger RNA of Bathycoccus prasinos, 315 nucleotides long. RefSeq lists its product with no specific name. NCBI's taxonomy places the organism in Eukaryota, Viridiplantae, Chlorophyta, Mamiellophyceae, Mamiellales, Bathycoccaceae. Gene Ontology annotation, biological process: vacuolar proton-transporting V-type ATPase complex assembly. The record is from RefSeq and is a predicted model, not a curated record. Gene Ontology annotation, cellular component: endoplasmic reticulum membrane. The transcript has a single exon. Bases 1 to 315 code for a protein of 104 amino acids.